Cladophialophora psammophila CBS 110553 is the source of this 1494-nucleotide messenger RNA. RefSeq names its product NAD-dependent aldehyde dehydrogenase. Gene Ontology annotation, molecular function: succinate-semialdehyde dehydrogenase (NAD+) activity. NCBI's taxonomy places the organism in Eukaryota, Fungi, Ascomycota, Eurotiomycetes, Chaetothyriales, Herpotrichiellaceae. The transcript has 2 exons. The record is from RefSeq and is a predicted model, not a curated record. The coding region runs from base 1 to 1494 and encodes 497 amino acids.
AUGACUUCCAACGGCACUAACGGCGCACACGCGCCAACCCCGUCUCCUGCUUUCGAUACCUCGUCCACCAUUCCCCUGUGGCUGGACGGACAAGAAGUCAAGCUGUCGUCGACCUUUGACGUGGUCUCCCCGCUCGACCAGAAGACACUUUACAAGUGCUCGUCGGCCGACGAGGAGGACGUGCAGAAGGCCAUCGCCGCCGCCGAGAAGGCAUUCACGACGUGGUCCAAGACGAAGCCCAGCUUCCGGAGAGAUAUCUUCCUGCGCGCGGCCGACGAGUUCAAGCGGAGACGAGACGAGCUGAAGCACUACAGCUACGGCGAGACGGGCGCCGUCGAGGGCAUGUUCGCCUUCGAGCACAACCUGGCGUACGAGGCCUGCAAAAGCGUCGCCGGCCUCAUCCAGGUCGCUUCGACCUCUACCAUGCCUGUCGUGGCCGAAGAGGGCGCCAAUGCCAUGGUGGUUAAGGAGCCGUUUGGUGUGGUUCUCGGGAUUGCGCCGUGGAACGCCCCUUAUGUCCUGGGUCUCCGUGCCUGCUUGCAACCUCUUGCCAUGGGAAACACAGUCAUCCUCAAGGGCCCUGAAGCCGCUCCCGCAACCUACUGGGCUCUCGCCUCUAUCCUUCACACCGCCGGCCUGCCCGCAGGCUGCCUGAACACCAUCUACCACCGGCCCGCAGAUGCUGCGAAGGUGACUUCAGCGCUGAUUUCUCACCCAGCCAUCAAGAAGAUCAACUUCACGGGCUCGACGGCCGUGGGCGCCAUCAUCGCCUCCCAGGCCGGGAAGUACCUGAAGCCGACGGUCAUGGAACUCGGCGGCAAGGCGCCCUCCAUCGUGUGUGAAGACGCCAACAUCCAGACCGCGGCAUUGCAGUGCGCACUGGGUGCGUUCCUGCACGCGGGCCAGAUCUGCAUGGCGACGGAACGGAUCAUCGUGCACGAGAAGGUGGCGGACCAAUUCCGCGAGGCGCUCAAGCAGACGAUGGACAACGUCUUCACCGAGGCGCCGGGCGGCAUGGGGGUGCCGCAGCUCGUGACGGCGGCGCCGGUGCUGAAGAACAAGAAGCUGCUGGAAGACGCGCUGUCCAAGGGGGCCAGGACGGUGUACGGCGACGCGCAGCACAGCGAGGCGUCGGCCACGCGCAUGCGGCCCGUCAUCAUCGAGAACGUCACUCCCAAGAUGGACAUCUACCACACCGAGUCGUUCGGGCCGACCGUGUCGCUGUACGUGGUGGCGGACGACGCAGAGGCGCUGCAGAUCGCAAACGACACCGACUACGGCCUGGCCAGCGCCGUCUUCACCGAGGACCUGCGCCGUGGCCUCAAGCUGGCCAGGCAGAUCGAGAGCGGGGCCGUCCACAUCAACGGCAUGAGCGUCCAUGACGAGGCCGCCCUCCCCCACGGCGGCGUCAAGAAGAGCGGCUUCGGUCGCUUCAACGGCCUGCCUGGCCUGGAGGAGUGGGUCCGGACAAAGGUGAUUACCUGGAAGGAUUGA